GCCGUCGGGGGCCGCGGAGCAGCGACCCUCGGCCGGGAUGGCGGCGGCGGCGGCGGCGGUGCGCGGAGCGUGGGGCGGGCGGCGCCGCGUGGCGCUCAGGCUGCCGCGGACAGCCCCUUGGAUCACGUCAGUCGCCGCGUCCUUCUCUUCCUCGGUGCCAACAACCAAACUCUUCAUUGAUGGGAAGUUUAUUGAGUCCAAAACUACUGAAUGGAUUGAUAUCCACAAUCCGGCCACAAAUGAGGUGGUUGGCCGUGUACCGAAAGCCACAGCCAGUGAGAUGGAGGCAGCUGUGGCUUCUUGCAAAAAGGCUUUUUGGAACUGGUCAGAAACAUCUGUUUUGAGUCGCCAGCAAAUCUUUCUGCGUUAUCAACAACUCAUCAAAGACAAUCUGAAAGAAAUUUCCAAACUCAUCACCUUUGAGCAAGGGAAGACCCUGGCUGAUGCUGAGGGAGAUGUGUUUCGAGGCCUCCAGGUGGUUGAACAUGCUUGCAGUGUGACAUCCCUCAUCCUUGGAGAGACCAUGCCCUCCAUCACUAAAGACAUGGACACUUACACCUACCGCCUGCCUCUGGGCGUGUGUGCUGGAAUUGCACCGUUCAACUUCCCAGCCAUGAUUCCUCUUUGGAUGUUCCCCAUGGCUAUGGUUUGUGGAAACACCUUCUUGAUGAAACCAUCUGAGCGUGUACCAGGAGCACUAAUGUUCCUUGCCAAGCUGUUUCAGGAUGCUGGUGCCCCCCAUGGAACCCUGAAUAUUAUCCAUGGACAACAUGAAGCUGUGAAUUUCAUUUGUGACCAUCCGGAUAUCAGAGCAAUCAGCUUUGUGGGAUCUAAUCAGGCUGGCGAGUACAUCUAUGAGAGAGGAUCCCGGAAUGGCAAGAGAGUCCAGGCCAACAUGGGAGCCAAGAACCAUGGUGUGGUGAUGCCUGAUGCCAAUAAAGAGAACACCUUGAACCAGCUGGUUGGAGCUGCUUUUGGAGCAGCUGGCCAACGCUGCAUGGCCCUGUCUACAGCAAUUCUAGUGGGAGAAGCUCAGAAAUGGCUGCCAGAGCUUGUGGACAGAGCCAAAAAUCUACGUGUAAAUGCAGGAGACCAGCCUGGAGCAGAUCUUGGGCCUCUAAUCAGUCCCCAAGCUAAGGAACGGGUUUGCAAUCUGAUUGAGAAAGGAGUAAAAGAAGGUGCCAGCCUUCUCCUGGAUGGACGUAAUGUCAAAGUGAAGGGUUAUGAAAAUGGCAAUUUUGUUGGGCCAACGAUCCUUGCCAAAGUCAAGCCAAACAUGACUUGCUAUAAGGAGGAAAUCUUUGGGCCUGUCCUAGUGGUGCUGGAAGCAGACACUUUGGAUGAUGCCAUUGAGAUGGUGAACAAUAACCCCUAUGGGAAUGGAACUGCAAUCUUCACCACCAAUGGAGCCACAGCUCGGAAGUAUUCUCACUUAGUAGAUGUGGGGCAGGUGGGUGUCAAUGUUCCAAUCCCAGUACCUCUGCCCAUGUUCUCUUUCACUGGCUCUCGUGCUUCUUUCAGAGGGGACACCAAUUUCUAUGGCAAACAGGGAGUGCAGUUCUAUACACAGCUGAAAACGAUCAUUUCUCAAUGGAAAGAGGAAGAUGCCACCAUUGCCAAGCCUGCUGUGAUUAUGCCAACUAUGGGAAACUAAAUCAGCCUUUGCAGAUGCUGUUCCUGGUGCCCUUCUAUGCUGCACUUUCCAGCUUUGUCCUGACUAUCACCCUUUAGUUGGGAAUGAAUAGAAAGCUCCUUUGUCUCAAGGAUUUCUGUGCAGAUCAGGCAGGCUCAUGUGACUCACAGUCUGGAUUUUCUGUUUCUAUCAGUGUUCUUUUGGCUAGCUGAACUAAUUUUUCCCUACAACCUAUCACAGGCUAAACAGCCUUAUCUAACUGAAAGGGCAGCCAGUGAGAUUGGCUCUAAUUUGUGUUUCUUUCCAGACCCUAUGAACUUGAACAUUACUCUGGUUUUCACUUCAGUAUCUUUAGCCUUAGUGACUCACUCCUGGCUACAUCUUGUAGCAGGUUUAUUUACCUCUUUAUCUUGCAUAUUAAGAUUCUGAAUUCACCUUACUCAAAGAUGUGUAGUCAUUUUGAGUGACAUAACUGGGACACCUUGGGUGUCUCAUAGAAGUGACUUUACAUAUGAUGAAGACAGCAAGUUGUCAGUCUUUCACCUGUCGAGCAGUUUCCAAAACACUGGGAAAUAGCUUUGUACAGGUUUUUCAGGAAGGCAUAUUUGAUUGCUUGUCUGAGGAUGAAAGAAAUUUCUGUAUGGUACAGUGACCUUCACUGUGCCUCUGACAGCUUGAAAACUUCUGUUCCUGUUCUGUCUGUGGCUUGUAUGCUCAAGCUUGUCAGCAAUUCCAUUAUACCUGAAAGUUGUUUGGUGCCUUUUCACUGUGCUAACAGAUACAAGCCUACACGUCCUGUAACAUUAUGAAACUGGGGAAGCAGAAACAUAACCAUGUAUAUGUAUCUUUGUGUCACAGCAUCAUGUAGGUCUGAAUAAAAUGAAGUGCAAGUAGAGGUCAGUAGGAAGAAAGAAACAUUUUUUAAUCACAAAGUAGCCAGGCCUUGUCUGUUGUUUUCCUUUCCUGAUUGUAGCUGUAUUUCUUAUGUUGAUUGAUUGACUCCUUGUCACAUUUGCUGAAACACAGUCAUGUACUCUUGGGACUGCAAGUUCCUAUUGCUAAAGAAGAGUAAGGCUUAGUAUAUAUACCCUGGUUUUAGGAAUCUGUGCAUUUGGAGCUGGAGAACCUAUAUUUUUAUUUCUGGUUCUUGAAAGAUGAUGCAGCCAUGAAGGAUCUGCAGGGAUCUCACUCAAGCACUCAUGGAAAAUAAUAUUCUUCUAAUGAUUGUAACCAUUACUUGUUCUAAUUAAACAAUCUGAAUGUGAACACUUCGUAUCCUGCCUUCUGGUAAAGAUGCCUUGUACCUGACAGCUCUGUAUUAGUGCAAUUGCUGUGCAUUCACUAAUGUUUGUAUCUUGUUUUUUCAUCUUAUACACUAGAGGGAAAUUCUCACCUUGCAAUUUGAUUGUGAAUUAAAAACAUUCUAAUAUA
This is a messenger RNA of Corvus hawaiiensis (hawaiian crow), 3064 nucleotides long. It is a transcript of the gene ALDH6A1, whose product is annotated as aldehyde dehydrogenase 6 family member A1. Gene Ontology annotation, molecular function: methylmalonate-semialdehyde dehydrogenase (acylating, NAD+) activity; malonate-semialdehyde dehydrogenase (acetylating, [NAD(P)+]) activity. Gene Ontology annotation, biological process: L-valine catabolic process; thymine catabolic process. The record is from RefSeq and is a predicted model, not a curated record. The transcript is spliced from 12 exons. Gene Ontology annotation, cellular component: mitochondrion. Bases 38 to 1654 code for a protein of 538 amino acids. Lineage: Eukaryota; Metazoa; Chordata; Aves; Passeriformes; Corvidae.